GCGACGGCAAGGAAAAAAGGACCCGCCGGGCACUCUCGCGUGUGUUUUGUUGAGUCUGUUGGACAAGAAAAAAAAAAAGUGAAAAUCUGGGAGAGGAUCCAAAUCUUCCCAGAUGUAACAGAAAACAGCCAUAUAUGCAAGGUGGAAGCAUCCUUUAAAGGAAACCAGAGCCAGUAUAAAGACAUUUUUACCUCCAAGGUGCUCAUCAGACAAGUUUUAGUUACAUUUAUUGGAGAAACGGCAGAGAGAUAGACACCUUUAACACACGUGACUGCUGAGCCAUAGGAAUCUAAACGAAGUUCAGGUAGAAAAGAUAAAGCACAAAGGGUAGUUUAAAGAUUUAGCUGGAUAAUAAGACAUCCUGAGCUCUGUUUCUCACAGCUGCCUGAAACUUUGAUGCUACAUAUUCACACAUUUAUAGUUGGAGGAUUUGGUCAUCCUGUGCUUGUAUCACUGGAAAAAAAACAACAGAACAUUUUUUAUUGUACCUUUUCUUUCACAUGCCUGGUGGAAGACAUCUAGUUUGCUUAAAUGGAGAAUUUCAGCAUCAAAAGGACAAAUUGUAGAGGCCACCGUUACCUCAGUAUCAACUGUAAGAUAGCCUAGCUCACCUCAGCUCAGCUAGCCAGUCCGUGACUCCUCCUACCCCUUCCCUCUUCUCCUGCACCCCACGUAGUACCCCUACCCACCCCCUAUCUCUUUCAAGUGAGCUGCCAUGACAUCGGUGCGCUUCACCGUGACACCCACCAAGGCGGAGGACCUCCCGGGGGCGUCUGACUUGUCGCCUGACAUCAGCCUCCGCUCCGGUUCCCGUGUGCACUUUGAGUCCGAGAGCGCCAACAGAAGCGACCCGAUCAGCGAGGCAUCGGGAGGCGUGACGACGACUUCUGCGACAGGAGGAGGAGGGGCUGACACGCCGGAUCACAGCAGCAUAGACCAAGGUGAAGGAAAUUCCAAAGCCUCCAGUGUGUACAUCAACAGCAAUCAUCAGGUGGAUGAUGACGACUUCUAUGACAAAAACCUGGCCUUAUUUGAGGAGGAGAUGGACACUCGGCCGAAGGUGUCCUUUCUCCUCAGCCGCCUGGUCAACUACACCAACCUGACUCAGGGGGCCAAAGAGCACGAGGAGGCUGAGAGCAUCGGUGAAAAGAAAAAACCCAGCAAGUCACCGCAGAUGGGGACGUUGAUGGGCGUUUACCUGCCGUGUCUGCAGAACAUCUUCGGCGUCAUCUUGUUCCUGCGGUUGACCUGGGUGGUGGGAACCGCUGGGGUGCUGCAGGCCUUCUGCAUUGUCUUCAUGUGCUGUUGCUGUACAAUGUUGACCGCCAUAUCGAUGAGUGCAAUCGCCACCAACGGAGUCGUACCAGCGGGAGGCUCCUACUUCAUGAUAAGCCGCUCUUUGGGUCCAGAGUUUGGGGGGGCAGUAGGCCUGUGUUUCUACUUGGGCACCACCUUUGCUGGAGCCAUGUACAUCCUAGGAGCUGUCGAGAUCCUUCUGAUGUACAUUUCACCCAGCGCAGCUAUUUUUGAAGGUGAAGGAGCAGCCAUGUUGAACAACAUGAGGGUCUACGGCUCCAUCUUUCUCCUCUUCAUGGCCCUGGUCGUUUUUGUGGGCGUCAAAUACGUAAACAAACUGGCCUCCGUCUUCUUGGCCUGUGUCAUCAUCUCCAUUUUAUCCAUCUAUGUCGGAGCGCUGGUCUCUGCCUUCAGUGUGCCGCAUUUUCCCGUGUGCAUGCUGGGAAACAGAACUAUCAACGGCCAUUAUAUUACUGACAAUCACUGUAGUAAAACAGUCCUGGGUAAAGUUCCAGCUGAGAAAUUAGACAGCAACUUCACAGUUAAUGAACACAGCACAGCAGGCCCCACUUUUGACCCCAGCCACGUUCCUGAGGUGAUGUUGGAGACGCCCACGUGUAUUAGGAUGAUUUUUUGCCAAAGCUCAGAACUCAACGCCACCUGUGACGAAUACUUUACUUCAAACAACUUUUCUGAGAUUAAAGGGAUCCCCGGCCUGGCUAGUGGGGGCAUUUCAGAGAAUCUGUGGAGCUCCUACCUCAGCAAAGGGGAUGUUUUGGAGAAAGGAGCCCUCCCUGCCUCUCAAGUUGCACAUCCACCAUCAGAUCACCAUCCAUAUGUGUUCGCUGACAUCACCACCUCCUUCACAGUGCUGGUGGGCAUCUUCUUCCCCUCAGUCACAGGAAUCAUGGCUGGCUCCAACCGGUCAGGGGAUUUAAAAGACGCUCAGCGCUCGAUCCCCAUUGGAACCAUCCUUGCCAUCCUCACCACCUCUUUAGUCUACCUGAGCAACGUUGUGUUGUUUGGAGCCUGCAUCGAGGGGGUGGUUCUCAGAGACAAGUUUGGAGAUUCAGUUAAAGGCAAUCUGGUGGUAGGGACUCUGGCUUGGCCUUCUCCGUGGGUCAUUGUGAUCGGCUCCUUCUUCUCCACAUUCGGCGCCGGCCUCCAGUCCCUGACCGGCGCUCCUCGACUCCUGCAGGCCAUCGCCAAAGACAACAUCAUCCCCUUCCUCCGGGUGUUUGGGCAUGGGAAAGCUAACGGGGAGCCCACGUGGGCCUUGCUGUUGACAGCUCUGAUUGCUGAGCUGGGGAUUCUCAUCGCCUCUCUGGACAUGGUGGCUCCCAUCCUGUCGAUGUUCUUCUUGAUGUGUUACCUGUUUGUGAAUCUGGCCUGUGCCCUCCAGACCCUCCUGAGGACACCCAACUGGAGGCCUCGCUUUUCAUACUACCACUGGUCCUUGUCGUUUCUGGGGAUGACUGUCUGCCUGGCACUCAUGUUCAUAUCCUCUUGGUACUACGCAAUUGUUGCCAUGGUGAUCGCUGGCAUGAUCUACAAGUACAUUGAGUAUCAUGGAGCAGAGAAGGAGUGGGGCGAUGGGAUCCGUGGUCUGUCACUCAGCGCUGCCCGUUAUGCUCUGCUGAGGCUGGAAGAGGGACCACCACACACCAAAAACUGGAGGCCUCAGCUGUUGGUGCUGCUCAAACUGGAUGAAGAUGCCCACGUCAAGUCUCCUCGCCUCCUGACGUUUGCCAGCCAGCUAAAGGCAGGAAAGGGCCUGACCAUUGUUGGGACUGUUGUCUCCGGGAACUAUCUACAGACCUACGGCGAGGCGCUCGCUGCUGAACAGACUCUAAAGCACCUGAUGGAUAAGGAGCGCGUGAAGGGCUUCUGCCAGUGCAUCGUGGCUCAAAAGCCACGCGAAGGUAUCAGCCACAUGAUCCAGUCAAGCGGCCUCGGAGGAAUGAGACCCAACACUGUGGUGAUGGGCUGGCCUCAUGCCUGGAGGCAAAGCGAGGACCCACAGGCCUGGAAGACCUUCAUCAACACGGUGCGGGUGACCACAGCGGCCCACCUUGCCCUGCUGGUGCCCAAAAACAUCUCCCUCUUCCCUAGCAACACCGAGCCCUACACUGAGGGCUACAUCGACGUCUGGUGGAUCGUCCACGACGGGGGGAUGCUGAUGCUUCUGCCUUUCCUACUGCGACAGCACAAGGUGUGGCGUAAGUGUUCAAUGCGAAUCUUCACAGUGGCGCAGAUGGAGGAUAAUUCCAUCCAAAUGAAGAAGGAUCUGCUAACCUUCACCUAUCAGCUGCGCAUUGAUGCUGAGGUGGAAGUAGUUGAGAUGCAUGACAGUGACAUCAGUGCGUACACCUAUGAAAGGACGCUGAUGAUGGAGCAGAGGUGUCAGAUGCUCAGACAGAUGCGACUGUCUAAAUCAGAUCGGGAUAGAGAGAGGGUACGCUGGAGUUUUGAUGAUGCGUAUCUUUCCCCCAGGUACAAAAGUCCUGGAGUCUACUCGUCAAACACCUCCAGAGGAGACAGAGACAGACAGGCGCAGCUGGUGAAGGACCGUAACUCCAUGCUGCGUUUGACGAGCAUCGGCUCAGACGAUGACGACGACACUGACGGCGGCGAGCGAGACAGGGCGGCGAGCAGCGGCAGCUCCGAGCACCAUCGCCGCGUUCAGAUGACGUGGACCAAAGAGAAGACCACACAAUACAGAGCGACGCACUCCGGCUGCUCCACGCCCGAGGGCUUCAGGGACAUGCUGAGCAUCAGGCCGGACCACUCCAAUGUCAGGCGAAUGCACACCGCCGUCAAACUCAAUGAGGUCAUUGUCGCCAAAUCCCACGAUGCUCGACUCGUCCUGCUCAACAUGCCGGGACCCCCCAAGAACCCUGAAGGAGAUGAAAACUACAUGGAGUUCCUGGAGGUCCUAACAGAAGGAUUGGAGCGCGUUCUGUUGGUGAGAGGCGGAGGAAGUGAAGUCAUCACCAUCUACUCCUGAUUAGACAAACACAGGAAGCCAGCAUCAAACAAGCAGGAACGUGCAGGAGAGACCAGAGGGAGAUGGUGGGAUCUGGGGGCUCUGUGGGUGCAGGGGGUGGGGUCCAAAAAAAAAAAAAA
This is a messenger RNA of Archocentrus centrarchus (flier cichlid), 4422 nucleotides long. RefSeq names its product solute carrier family 12 member 6 (gene slc12a6). Gene Ontology annotation, molecular function: potassium:chloride symporter activity. Bases 716 to 4303 code for a protein of 1195 amino acids. Gene Ontology annotation, cellular component: plasma membrane. NCBI's taxonomy places the organism in Eukaryota, Metazoa, Chordata, Actinopteri, Cichliformes, Cichlidae. The transcript has 28 exons. The record is from RefSeq and is a predicted model, not a curated record. Gene Ontology annotation, biological process: potassium ion homeostasis; chloride transmembrane transport; cell volume homeostasis.